Messenger RNA from Anguilla anguilla (European eel), 2368 nucleotides. Its product is annotated as shaker-related potassium channel tsha2-like. The record is from RefSeq and is a predicted model, not a curated record. The coding region runs from base 306 to 1742 and encodes 478 amino acids. Gene Ontology annotation, molecular function: protein binding; delayed rectifier potassium channel activity. Gene Ontology annotation, biological process: protein homooligomerization; potassium ion transmembrane transport. Gene Ontology annotation, cellular component: membrane; voltage-gated potassium channel complex. The transcript has 2 exons. NCBI's taxonomy places the organism in Eukaryota, Metazoa, Chordata, Actinopteri, Anguilliformes, Anguillidae.
UUAAAAUGCUGUGAAUGUGACAGCCAAUAGUCCAGACUGCCCGCGUGGGGAAGGUGAUGGGAGAAAGCCAUGCGUAACCAGCGAAGAUGAGUGCAAAAACAACACACUCGCAGACACAGGGCUGACACUGCGAGGGAAGGCGCAGACGGAAACGGCGCGCGCUACUCCACAAGUGACUGGGGAUACGCACGUUCCGAAUAUCGGGGACAAAAGCGCGCAGACACAGAGAGAGAGAGGGGGGAGUGCGAGAGAGGGGAGACGACGACGGACUGUGGUGCGAGUAGCGUUACCCUUGGGGGGUAAAAAUGACCGUAGUGCCCGGAGAAAACCUCGAUGAGACUGUGGCACUGUCCGCCCUGUCCCAAGAUGUCUAUGACCCAGAGCGAGCGGAUCAGGAGUGCUGCGAGAGGGUGGUCAUCAACAUCUCCGGGCUACGAUUUGAAACUCAACUGAAAACCCUCGCGCAGUUUCCCGCUACCUUGUUGGGAGAUCCAAGGAAAAGGAUGCGUUUCUUUGAUCCAUUGAGAAAUGAGUAUUUCUUUGACAGGAAUCGACCCAGCUUUGACGCGAUCCUCUAUUAUUACCAAUCUGGGGGGCGACUCCGGAGACCUGUCAAUGUGCCGGUGGACAUAUUCAUGGAGGAGAUAAAAUUUUAUGAAUUAGGGGAAGAGGUCAUCGAAAAUUUCAAAGAGGAUGAAGGUUUCAUUAAAGAGGAAGAGCGUCCAUUGCCAGACAAUGAAUUCCAACGUCAAGUCUGGCUUUUGUUUGAAUACCCUGAAAGCUCAGGACCCGCGAGGGGCAUCGCAAUAGUUUCGGUCAUGGUCAUUUUGAUAUCGAUUGUUAUUUUCUGCCUGGAGACCUUGCCCGAGUUCAGGGAGGAUAACAGACUGCACGAGGAUCACCUGGCUUUGAACAGAACGGUUCAAAUGAAGAAGCCCAAUCCGUUCACGGACCCCUUCUUCAUUGUGGAGACGCUGUGCAUCAUAUGGUUCUCCUUCGAAUUACUGGUGAGGUUUCUCGCGUGCCCCAGCAAGCCCGCCUUCUUUAAAAACAUCAUGAACACCAUAGACAUAGUGGCGAUUAUGCCCUAUUUCAUCACGCUCGGCUUGGAGCUCGCGGAACACCAGGGCAACGGUCAGCAAGCCAUGUCUUUGGCCAUACUGAGGGUUAUCCGCUUGGUGCGAGUUUUCAGGAUCUUCAAGCUUUCCAGACACUCUAAAGGCCUCCAGAUCCUGGGGAAGACGCUCCAGGCGAGCAUGAGGGAGCUCGGGCUUCUCAUAUUCUUCCUCUUCAUCGGAGUCAUCUUGUUUUCCAGCGCCGUCUACUUCGCCGAGACCGACGACCCAGAAUCGGGAUUCAGUAGUAUCCCCGACGCGUUCUGGUGGGCAGUGGUAUCCAUGACUACGGUGGGCUACGGGGACAUGUGCCCGGUCACAAUCGGCGGAAAAAUUGUCGGCUCGCUGUGUGCCAUCGCCGGCGUGUUGACCAUCGCGCUGCCAGUCCCCGUCAUCGUCUCAAAUUUCAACUAUUUCUAUCACCGGGAGACGGAGCACGAGGAGCAGUUUCAGUACACUCACGUAACGUGCGGGCAGCAGCAGCCCUCUUUCGGAGAAUUUAGAAAGAGUGACAGCAAGCCUUCCCUCACCAAAUCAGAGUACAUGGACUCAGACGAUUUCGAUGCAAUAAAAUACACAAAUUGUAGCCCGCACAAAGCGUACACGGGCAAGCUGACAGAUGUGUGAUUGUAGACAGCGCGGAAAUGGACCCAGAGAAAUGUGCGUUUCUUGGUGUGCGGCACAGCGAGGCGGCGGACUGCCUGACGUCAUGACAUCAUCGGCGUGUCAGAGACGCGCGAAAACCGGCGGGGAACGCGUCCCGCCGUCUCAUAAUGUGGCACAACACCUUAAAGAACUGGGGGGGGGGGGGAGGGGGCGAGGAUUAACCCCCUCCUGCAUCUGGAACAUUUCUGGAUAUCAACAAGAACGCAGGAAAGACCCUCCUUCCAUUCGCAUUCAGCUCCACACAACAACAACCACCACAACCACAACAACCACAACCACAACAACAACAGCAACAGCAACAAAAAAGACGUUUGCAAACACGGCGCUCUGGAGAGGACUGACGCAUUGCGAGGCCUUCACUGUGGAACGAGGGAUUAAACUCUCGCUGGGACCCGGCCUGCAGCAGUGAGUAGGAUGCAGAAGGAUAACCAGCUACUGCGUGACUCGCAGAGAGAGACAGAGAGAGAGAGAGAGAGAGAGAGCUAAGGUACAACGUGUGCUACCUGAAUGAUCUAACACAUGCAUUACAUAUGCGCAAUACACAAACCUUAAUGAAUUCAGAAUUACCUUUCUUGACGAUGGGUUGG